ACCACAGUAUAAAAGCAGGCAAGCUCAGACAGUGUAUGGCGGACGGUGCGCCCGCUCUCUUCUGAUAUGGUUUGUGAAGUUUUGUCUUAAAUCAGAAGUGAUGGCGACUCCAAAUCCAGUGCCGAAACUCUAUCGAAGCGUGGUAGAAGAUGUUGUAAAUAACGUACGAGAAUACUUCCUGGAUGAAGGAGUGGAUGAGCAAGUCCUGCAGGAAUUGAAACAGAUCUGGGAGAGCAAGCUGCUGCAGUCCAAAGCCAUUGACUCGAUGCCUGCAGAGAAUGAGCAUGUCCUCUCCACGCAGUUUGCGCUACAGGAGCAACAGGCUCUAAGACAAAAGCAGCAGCAGGAAGAUGCUGCAAGACAACAGCAAGCUCAAGCACAGGCACAGGCUACCAUGGCAGCAGUGGCAUCUGCUGGGGGGCUAGCUAAUGUUCCAGUCACUCUCAUUCCCCAUCUUCUUCCAGCAGCAUCUGUAGUUACACUGUCGGCCCCAGCACAGCAAGCAGCCAUGGCACUUCCAUCACAGUAUCUGCAGCAGCUUACUGGAAGUCAAACCACCCAAAUUGCAAUACAGACAAAUGCCGGCACCGCUUACCUGCAGAUCCCUGUCAGCGUAGCACAGCAGCUGGCCGCUGCCCAGCAAUCACCAGGUGGCGCUCAGCAGGCCCAGCUCGCUGUGCAGGCAGUACUGCGAAAUGCCGGCAUCCAGUUCUCAACGCAGCCGGCUGCCACCCAGGCACAGAAUACGACACCCUCAGUCACGAAAACGUCUGGGAACCUGCCACAACUAGAUGGCCCCAGUGAAGAAAAAAUAAACUCAGAUGAGGCAACAGUUGAAUGGAAGUGUCCUGGUGUGGCUCAAGAGGGCACAAGGAGCAAGGCGAGACCUGUAAAAACAAGACGUUCAUUAGCAAAGAAAGCUCAAGGCCAUUUACUACUACAAGUCGAUGGAAGUGGUGACACCAGUGAUGAGGAUGAUGAUGAUGAUGCUGAUGACGACGACGAUGAUGAUGACAAUGAUAACGAUGCAGAAAACGAUGACAAUGAAUUUGAAGGAGAGGAAGAGGACCCAUUAAACUCUGAGGAUGACGUUAGCGAAGAGGAGCCAUCCGAACUCUUUGACACUGACAACGUUGUUGUCUGUCAGUAUGAUAAGAUCACAAGAAGUCGUAACAAGUGGAAGUUCUAUCUGAAGGACGGCAUCAUGAACCUUCAGGGCAGGGACUUUGUCUUUCAGAAAGCUGUCGGUGACGCGGAGUGGUGACGUAGUGUGGUGAGCCCACUAGCGCCGCUAAGCAACUCCGACAGACCAAACAAUGGCUGCAGUGGACGUUUGCCUGCCCGACCGUGGCUGGACAGCGAGCUGCUUGCUAUCUGUGGGCGAAAUUAAUGCAUUAGUAAUAGUGCUUGUCAUCGAGUACUUCCACAGGAGCAAUUAUCGUCGUUAUUGGUGUUGUAAUUCUUUGCUGCCAUUGUAGAGAUAACGUCCCGCUCAUGUCUGUGUUAAUGGGAUAUACGUCCAGCCGACUGCCUUCUACACAUAGUACCGGUUUAUGUGUGCGCAUCACAGAUGUGAAGUUGGGCUUACUUUGCGAACGGGACAACUUCUGGCUUUUUUAUUUGCCUAUCCCGAGUGACAGCUUAUAGGCAAUUAAGGCAUAUCGUCCAACUCUUGCUGUCAGCUUACAUGUUCUCCCAAAAUAUCACUACAGAGGUUAUAAUUUUCAACCACCUUGCAUAUCGUUUGAAUGAAGUGCAGCUGCUGAUGUGAAUCCCUCAUUGUGUAAAGUGUGUAUAAGAAGUACGCGUGACCAGUGGUGUACCUUAUUGCAAGCAACUGCGUGUGUAACAUAUACACAAGAUGCUGUUGUCCUAGGUGGUGCUUGCAUGUUUGGUUUCGGUGUGCCUUGUAACGACUACUGCCGUCGUUUUGAGCGAUUGGGUGAGGGAGUGAAAGUGGCAUCACGUGUACAGAGUAAUCGUCUUUACUGUUGUCGUGGAUUCUUUGAGGUGGGGGGAAAUUCGUCUGACCGCAGCGCGAGAAUUAAGUGUAUUCGAUGAGAAAUCAUGUUGGGGGGCACGAGUAAGUUGUGGAGCAAUGGUUCACUAGCAGUAUGAACGUUCAGGAGGGCACAGUUGUGAAACAUGAUCGCAUAUCAACAGCAGGUUGUCACAUUGCAAUUUUUAAGUACAUCGGUAAGACAUAUUUUCCUGCUUCUGUAUUUUUCCUAGGCUGCUACAGGUGCUGUCUCACGCAUUGCUAAAUAUAUAUAUUAUGACACGUUUUGUUGACCAAAGAUGUAAAAGUUUUGUAAAUAAAAAAAGUAUUAAAUGAAAAAA
Priapulus caudatus is the source of this 2340-nucleotide messenger RNA. Its product is annotated as transcription initiation factor IIA subunit 1-like. Gene Ontology annotation, biological process: transcription initiation at RNA polymerase II promoter; transcription by RNA polymerase II. Gene Ontology annotation, cellular component: transcription factor TFIIA complex. The transcript is spliced from 10 exons. Lineage: Eukaryota; Metazoa; Priapulida; Priapulimorpha; Priapulimorphida; Priapulidae. Bases 101 to 1264 code for a protein of 387 amino acids. The record is from RefSeq and is a predicted model, not a curated record.